AUGGCGACAAUCGUUCAACAGUUAUGGAGCAUUAGAGUUGUGCUGUUAUUGGUCACUACGCCCAUGCUACUGCUCCCGUUACCUUUGUACAUUGGCUCACAGGAGGCCAAGGCAGCAUUUGUGUUAUUGUUAAUGGCAAUAAUGUGGGUCACAGAGGCGCUACCCAUCUCCGUUACUGCAUUAUUUCCAGUAUUUCUCUUCCCAAUGCUAGGUGUUGUAACUGCUAAAGAAAUUGCUCCUGAAUAUAUGUCUGAUACAUUGAUGAUAUUUAUUGGAGGACUAAUUAUGGCAACUGCUAUAGAAGUAUGGGAUAUUCACAAACUGGUAGCAUUAAGGAUUCUGCUUUUAGUUGGCUCUAAACCCAGAUGGUUGAUGUUGGGUUUAAUGAUACCAACGUGGUUUCUAUCAAUGUUUGUGAGCAAUACAGCAACAACCGCUAUGAUGAUACCAAUUGCUCAAGCACUAUUAGUUCAAUUAAAAGAGACCCACAAACUGCUGAAACACAUAUCCGGACGGAUUAAUCAGACUAUUCUUUUAUUUGAUAGAAAAGACGAAGAAGAAGAUGGUGACAAGCAAUUUAAGAAUGUAGGUAAAGCAAUAUCGUUGUGUAUUUGUUAUGCAGCUAAUUGUGGUGGUAUAGGUGCUCUAACUGGAACUGGGCCGAAUCUGGUUUUAAAAAACUAUGCUGAUGACAUAUAUUCCAAAAAUGGGCUGAAGUCACCCAUCAAUUACGCUACAUGGAUGGCAUUUGGUUUACCUCUAGCGUUUCUGGUAUUGAUUGUAACCUGGGUUUGGCUACAGAUUUUCUUUCUUCGAUGUUCAGAUGUGAGUAGUUGUUACCAGAAAAACAAAGAAGAGAAGAAAGAUAAUAAAGUACAUCUAUUAGUUAAAGAACAAUAUGAUGCUUUGGGACCUAUUUCAUAUGCCCAGAAAAAUGUUUUAGUAUUGUUUACAGUUUUGGUUAUUUGUUGGAUAUCACGUGAUUUAGGUGGUGUUGGUGGUUGGGGUAAUUUAUUUAGAAAUGGGUAUGUUUUGUAUGUUAAAGAUUCGACACCAGCCAUAUUAAUAGCUGUUAUAUUAUUUUUUCUACCAUCAGAAUUACCAGCUAUAUUCUGCUGUCGCAAGCUUAAAGAUGCUCGGGUCAAAACUCCUCGACCAUUGUUGUUAUGGCAAGACGCUCAUGAAAAAUUACCAUGGGGUAUAUUUAUUUUAUUAGGAGGAGGAUUUGCCUUAGCCAAGGGUUGUGAGGUAUCGGGUUUGUCCACCUGGAUUGGUUUACAGUUAGCAGUAUUUGCAGGUCUGAAUAAAUGGUUAAUGCUAUUAAUUCUAUGUUAUAUUUGUGAAUUCCUAACUGAGUUUAUCAGUAAUGUUGCUCUGGCCACUCUAAUGGUUCCAAUUUUAGGUAAUUUGGCUAUUGCAACGGGAGUUAAUCCUCUGUUUUACAUUCUACCUGCAGCCGUGUCAACUUCCUUUGCCUACAUGUUACCUGUAGCAACAGCACCUAAUGCCUUGUGCUUUUCAUAUGGUCAUAUUAAAGUGAUUGAUAUGGCUAUCGCAGGAUUCUUCAUGAAUGUUGUAGCUAUUCCACUGUUAGUGUUUGCAACCUUCACCUGGGGCGAUGCUCUCUUUAAUUUUGAUGUAUCCCCAUUUCACAACGGAACAACAUUCAUCAACAACACAUUGAUAGCAACCAUAUAA
This is a messenger RNA of Lottia gigantea (owl limpet), 1698 nucleotides long. RefSeq lists its product as hypothetical. Gene Ontology annotation, biological process: monoatomic anion transmembrane transport. Gene Ontology annotation, molecular function: transmembrane transporter activity. The coding region runs from base 1 to 1698 and encodes 565 amino acids. The transcript has 13 exons. Lineage: Eukaryota; Metazoa; Mollusca; Gastropoda; Lottiidae. The record is from RefSeq and is a predicted model, not a curated record. Gene Ontology annotation, cellular component: membrane.